AUGAGAAGAUCUACCUCUCAUCACGGUGCUGCAUCACACAAGAGACCGUACCCCUGCGUGAUAGCAGAUAGAUUCCCAGGGAAAUGCAAGAGGAGUUUCAACAACAUUGAAAAGCUCAACGAGCAUAUCAAGCGAUGCCACAACCCAUUCCUCUGGUGCAAUGAUUGCUUGAAGAAGUUCAACAGCUCCUUCAGCCUGGAAGCUUUGGAACGUGAGAAGGAAUAUCAUAAGGCGAUAUGUCCCAAAGAGCCUUCCGAGAAGAACAAAGCCCUCAGGGAGAAGGCUUACGUCAUUGACGAAGCUCGAUAUGAGCUUUGCAAGAAACUGGGUUGGAAGCAGACUGCUGCUUCACAUGAGCUGAAUCGCGAAACAGGCGGCAAGGAAUGCGUGUCUCAACGGAGCUGGAGACAGAUCCGUGAUACUAUCUUCCCAGCCGACACCGUAACGGUGGACGAGUCUCACGAGCUUGUUGCAAGAGUCGAGAACGAGAAGAGAAAUCAGAUGUUCUUGACGCAGUUCCGAGGCAGAGACUCACUUGUCCCCACACAGAUAGAGAUGAAAACGGUCUCUCAGCCACCUCCAACGGCUGAUAACACGUCUCACCUGUCCACGGUCCUGUCUGAGGUAACUGCUCCCCAGACUGGUCCAACGACCAUUGCUUUCUCUGAUCCUGGACCAGAUGGCAAAGACGAAAUAUUUGGGCUUUUCCCCCGAGACAUGGAAAAUUUGGAUUAUGAGAUUACCCCCCUCCCUAAUUUCCAAGAUCAUGAGUCUGGAAACUCUUUGACAGGUGCGGGAAAAUGGCACAAUGAGAUCUUGGAUCUGGAACUAGAACCUGACGUGGAUUUCGAACAGUGGUUCAGUGAAAUAACUCGGCCUGACUUGACUGGAGGAGAGUGA
Molecule: messenger RNA, 900 nt
Organism: Fusarium tjaetaba
Lineage: Eukaryota; Fungi; Ascomycota; Sordariomycetes; Hypocreales; Nectriaceae
Exons: 2
Coding region: 1-900 (299 amino acids)
Source: RefSeq, a predicted model, not a curated record